CACGAUAUACAUUUUAUAUUGAACUAUCGCUUUGCGCGGAGUAGCGCAUCGGAGGUUCAGUUUCCCGGAAAAAGAAGAAAUGUACAUGUGAAAACUGGUUUUUGGAAUUAAUUGACUUUUUGGUAUCGUCGAAUUCUUCACAUUUCAUUUGUGUCUUUCGUGAAUAAUUUCAAGAUUUGAACGAAAUCGUCAAAGUAACACUUGUGCAUUGGUCUAUUGAUUUGAAAUGGAUGAGAGUUUUCCGCUUGAAACAACCAAUCCUGAAAUAAGUGCUUCAUUAUUUUCCAAACUCUGUUUCUUGUGGACUUCAGAGUGUAUCAUAAAAUGCAAUAAAAAAGAGAUUAAACUGAAAGAAAUAUAUCGAUGUGCCGAAUCUCAUAGUUCUAGUAUAAAUGGAAAUUAUCUGGAAGAGAAAUGGAAGGAGGAAACCAAAAUUUGCUGCAAAAGGAGUUCAAAACCGAGCUUACUCAAGAUAUUAAUGAAAGUUUUCUACACUGAGUAUUGCCCAUUAGCUAUAACAGCUUUUUUCAAUUACGUUGUCAUCAAGGGAUUGCAACCUCUUAUGUUAUCAAAUUUAAUUCGAUUAUUCAUCAACAAAAAUUAUACGGCGAUGGAAAUAUUAUUUUAUGGAGGAGGAUUGUCGCUUUUGUUAUUAUGUUCAUCAUUUUUACUACAUCAUACAGUACGUGGUAGCAACCUAUUAGCCAUUAAAAUCAGAAUAGCAGUUUCUUCCCUGAUCUAUAGAAAAAUAUUGAGAUUGAACCAAGAGUCAUUAUGGACCACAUCUUCUGGACAGGUGAUAAAUUUACUGUCCAACGAUGUAGGAAGGUUUGAAACAGCUAUACAGGCUUUUCACUUUCUCUGGAUGACUCCGAUCCAGUUGGCAGUGAUCAUAUUUGUCAUUUGGAAUCUUUUCGGUUUAGGUGCUCUACUUGGUAUCAGCUGUUUGUUAAUAAUAAUGAUUCCACUUCAAGGUUUGCUAGGUUACCUCACUGGAGUCUACAGAGGAAAGGCAGCGGAAAAAACUGACCUCAGGGUGAAACUCAUGAACGAAAUAUUCUCCGGAAUGGAGUUCAUCAAAAUGUACACUUGGGAAAUAGCUUUUGAAAAACUCGUACAGAAUAUUCGAUUGGAAGAGCUGCGUUUCAUUAGGAAGACUUCCUUUAUAAGAGGAAUACUUGCCUGUAUGAUGUUUGUUACAGAAAGGUUAGGUCUUUGUGUCACCGUCGUGUGCUACUCCUUGCUUGGAUUUCCAGUUUCCACAGAUGUGGUCUUCUCAGUCUCAAUUUGUUUCCGUAUUUUGCAAUAUUCUCUUGGGACAAUGCUGCCAGCAGCUAUUACAAUUGGAUCGGAGGUUUUAGUCUCUACCAGACGACUCGAAGAAUUUCUCCUGCUGAAAGAAAUCGAUUCUUCGAAAACCAAAGCAGAAAAUAUAGCAAAAGGUGAAGUACUCUUGAAAAGUGUCAGUGCGCUUUGGGAGGAGAAGAAAACAGCUCUGGAUGAUGUUUCUAUCUCGAUUUCUCCAGGUUGCCUAUGUGGCAUUGUUGGCCCAGUAGGUUCUGGUAAAUCUUCUUUGCUCAAACUUCUACUCGGAGAACUACCGAUUUCGAAAGGAAGUGUGAAAAUAAAAGGAACAGUGUCAUAUACUUCACAAAAACCUUGGUUAUUUUCCGGUACCAUUCGGAGGAAUAUAAUUUUCGAUCAAGAAAUGGACGAGACCCGCUACAGAAGGGUGGUCGAAGCAUGUAGUCUUACUGAAGACUUUGAACAGCUUCAAUAUGGUGACCAGACUAUUGUUGGAAGUAGAGGAGUAGCUCUAAGCGGUGGUCAAAGAGCUCGUAUAAAUUUGGCUAGGGCUGUGUACAGAGAAGCCGAUAUCUACCUUCUGGAUGAUAUUUUAUCCGCUCUUGAUACAAAAGUAGGAAAAUAUAUAUUCGAGGAGUGCGUUUUGAAAUUUUUGGAAGGAAAAACUAGAGUGCUGGUAACACAUCAGUUGCAUUAUUUGAUGAACGUGGAACACAUUGUUAUUUUGGAAAAGGGAUAUGUUGAAGAACAAGGCACGUUUACUGAUAUAUUUAAAACAAAAUUGGAAACAUACUUCAAAGAAGAUGUUGUUCGAAAAAAUUCAUACGUCGAAGAAAAUGAAGGGUUGGCUAUGGAAAGAAAGAAUUUGACAGAAGAAGAAAAUGUUUCUAAAGUGGAAGAUAUAGUCAAUCUGAAAGGUUCGAUGAUUUGGAAAUACAUAAGUUUUUCAGGUCAUAUGACCAAUGUUGCUAUCUUCCUAGUCCUUCUAUUAUUAUCUCAGCUGUCAAUGAAUUUGUCCGAUUAUUGGUUAACAUUAUGGUCCGAGGAAGAAUAUAUUCGACUCUCUGCUUCCCAUCAGUAUCCAAAGCACUCUGUCAACGGAAUAAGGAGCAAUAUUUCGAACAUGGGGAACAGAAAAAGCCCUAGUUUUCUCUACUCCACCAAAGAUUCAACAUUCAGUCAAUGGACUGACACGGUAUUCGUAGACGAUGAUUCCUUUAUUUUACUGAAAACAUCAGCCGUGAGAACUCUUUAUAUUAUCAUAAUCCUACUGGCAAUAAUAUUUAUGUUGCUAAGAUCAACUUUAUUCUUUCAUUUAUGUAUCAAAGCAUCUCAGAAGUUGCACGACAAAAUGUUCUCGAGUUUAUUGAACGCCCCUUUAAUGUUACUUCAAAAUACUUCACCUGGCAACAUACUAAAUAGGUUCUCCAAAGACAUGGGAGCGGCGGACGAGCUAUUUCCAAAGGCUCUUCUAAAUGUUUUAGCGUCGAUACCGAUCCUACUCGGUUCUAUGUUCCUCAUUGUGAUCUCUAAUAGUUUGAUGUUGAUUUUGAUAAUCCCACUGGUUUUAAUGAUGCUGAAAAUAAGGAAAUGGUUCCUCAUAACAGUGAAAACUCUCAGAAGAAUUGAAACAGCUAUGAAAUCUCCUGUAUUUUCAUACGUGACAUCGACUUUCGAUGGAGUUACCACCAUACGGGCUACCAAGUGUGAAGAACUCUUAAUACCACAAUUCGAUCGUCACCAGGAUGUACAUACCGCUUGUUCUUACUUGGCUAUUUCUUGCACUUCAGCAUUUGGUUUAUGGUUGGACCUAUUGUGUGUUUCAUUUGUGAGCUGUGUGAUACUGUUAUUCGUCAUUCUAGAUAGAUAUACUUAUAUAAGUGGCAGUUUCAUUGGAUUAGCCAUCUUUCAUUCCAUGACAACAGUUGGAUUAUUCCAGUUUUGUAUCAGAACUCUUUCUGAGACUGUGAAUUAUCUCACGAAUAUCGAACGGAUUUUGGAUUACACCAACAUGGAGAAGGAAGAAGAUACAAAGUCCAACGAUCAUUUUCCUCCUCGUUUAUGGCCAAAUAGUGGAGAGAUCGAGUUCCGGAAUUUGAACUUCCGAUAUUCUGAGGAAGGGAAACUGGUUCUGCAGAAUAUGAACCUGAAAAUACUUGGUUCUGAGAAGGUUGGCAUCGUGGGUAGAACAGGAGCUGGGAAGUCGUCUAUAAUAACCGUUUUAUUCAGGUUGGCACAGAUAGAAGGCAAAAUAUUUAUAGAUGGUGUUGAUAUAGAGGAUAUAGCACUUAAGAAAUUAAGACGGGAGAUAGCUGUAAUACCUCAAGAGCCUGUCCUUUUCUCAGCUUCAGUGAGAUUUAAUAUCGAUCCAUAUUUCGAGUUUCCAGACGAAAGAAUUUGGAAAAUUCUGGGCGAGUGGGCGACAAAAUAUCGUCAUUCAAUUUUUAUGGUUUCGCAACAAAGCUUUUACGCUGAUUUUUAUCGCAGAACACACCCCUUGAAGUCAAGGGAUAUAUUUUCGCAGGUUGGACUCCAGAAGGUUAUACCAUCAUUGGAUUUUCCUCUUACCGAGGGAGGAAAUAAUUUGAGCACAGGACAACGGCAAUUAUUGUGCCUGGUGAGAGCAAUGUUGAGAGACAACAAAAUCCUGAUUUUGGAUGAAGCUACAGCGAACGUGGAUACAAGGACUGAUGAAGUAAUUCAGGAAAUUAUAAAAAAGAAAUUCCAUUCCGCAACUGUGAUAACAGUGGCGCACAGGUUGAAUUCUGUUAUGAAUUCAGAUAGAAUUCUUGUGAUGAGAGAUGGAGUUGCGGUAGAGUUUGAUCAUCCUCUCGUUUUGUUGCAGAAGGAAAAAGGAUAUUUCAAGAAUCUACUUGAAGGGUCAGGUUCUGAAUUUGCAGAAUCAUCGGAUAAAUUGACUUGGAAAAGCUAACAAUAAAAAACAAA
This is a messenger RNA of Coccinella septempunctata (seven-spotted ladybird), 4251 nucleotides long. RefSeq names its product ATP-binding cassette sub-family C member 4-like. The coding region runs from base 227 to 4237 and encodes 1336 amino acids. The transcript is spliced from 18 exons. Gene Ontology annotation, biological process: transmembrane transport. Gene Ontology annotation, molecular function: ATP hydrolysis activity; ABC-type transporter activity; ATP binding. The record is from RefSeq and is a predicted model, not a curated record. Lineage: Eukaryota; Metazoa; Arthropoda; Insecta; Coleoptera; Coccinellidae. Gene Ontology annotation, cellular component: membrane.